Molecule: messenger RNA, 1044 nt
Organism: Penicillium brasilianum
Lineage: Eukaryota; Fungi; Ascomycota; Eurotiomycetes; Eurotiales; Aspergillaceae
Source: the annotation of a GenBank genome assembly
AUGAGUCUCUUCCAAAGGGGACUCGGUGCCCAAGCAUCGGCGUUUGCGACUCGUCCUCGGCCGAUCAACCCCAGUAUUCGAGCGCCGCUACGACGGGUGCGCCAGCCGCGACGACACAAAUCCUCCGAUGCCCCGACGACGCCCGAGACACCCGCAGAGAGCAAGGUUGGUGGUGAUGGAGUGACAGCGAAUGCGCCUCCAAGAAAUACACCGUCAAAUGCCUCGUCUCCUUCCCCAGCCGGGAUUGUGAAUACCGCAGCCGCAGUGACGGCGGCAGGCGCAGCGACAGCCCCGGGUGCCGCGAAUGCGGUGAUGCGGUCUAGAGGACUGCGCGAGAUCAUACGAGCCGGUCCUCUAGGACAGCUAGGGAGGUGGUACGCGCGCGUGCAGGAGCGAAAGCCGUAUGCGACGCAGAUCUGCAGCUCUAUUGUUGUUUAUUUGUGUGGAGACUUGAGCGCACAGUUGCUGUUUCCGUCGGAGGCACCUCCACCUGCGAAGUCUACGGAGGAAGAUGCCAAGGCACUGGAGAAUGGGGAUGACAAGGAGGUCAGCCGUGGGGGUGGGUAUGAUCCGUGGCGUACAGUGCGACACUUGAUCGUGGGCGCUUCAUCGAGUAUCCCGUCAUAUAAUUGGUUCAUGUUCAUCCACAAUCACUUCAACUUCUCCUCCAGGCUCCUCUCCGUCCUGACAAAAGUCGUCGUCCAACAAAUCUGCUUCACCCCCGUGUUCAACACGUACUUCUUCAGUGUGCACUCCCUCCUCUCAGGCGCAACUCUCGAAGAAACAUGGGAGCGCCUCAAGAAGGCUCUCCCCGUCAGCGUGACCAACAGCGCCAAGCUCUGGCCCGCCGUCACUGCCUUCAGCAUCAUAUACAUCCCGGCGCAGUUCCGGAACGUAUUCGCGGGUGUCAUCGCCGUUGGUUGGCAGACGUACUUGAGCUGGCUGAAUCAGAAGGCUGCUCGUGAGGUGCUGGUGGAAGAGAACGAGGCUAUGAGCGUGCAAGUGAUGGCUGGGAACUUGAUUCCUGCAAAGUCUGCUGCUUAG